This is a messenger RNA of Mus musculus (house mouse), 5803 nucleotides long. RefSeq names its product dermatan sulfate epimerase-like (gene Dsel). Gene Ontology annotation, molecular function: sulfotransferase activity. Gene Ontology annotation, biological process: dermatan sulfate proteoglycan metabolic process. The record is from RefSeq and is a predicted model, not a curated record. The transcript has 3 exons. Gene Ontology annotation, cellular component: membrane. Lineage: Eukaryota; Metazoa; Chordata; Mammalia; Rodentia; Muridae. Bases 1701 to 5324 code for a protein of 1207 amino acids.
UUCCCUGGCCUCAGCCUUUCUGCGGGGCGCCCCGCCCAGGCCCGCCGGCCGCUAGGCGGGCGUUUUGCUCCUAAGACCCCGCCUCUGGACACGCCUCCCUGGAUCAGACCCCGCCCCGCCCUCCAGUACGUGUCGCCUUUUUUCCGCCCUCCGUGGGCUAGGCGGCUCCAGCUAGCUCGGCGGAGCGCCGGUCUAGGCAGCAUCAGGCCUUAGGUCACCGUCGCUGCGCUGAAGACAGCGCCUGGAGAUCACCCGCCGCCCGCGGGUGGCCUCCCGCCAAGAGAGCCGCGCCGGCCAGCGCCUGGCGUUCCUCCAGGGCGGGUGUGUCUGAGUCUCCAUCCCCGAGAUCCGGCCCUGAGGAGACUCCGCACCCAGAGGAGCAGCGGAGACUGUGGCGCUGAGGAAAGCACGCGCUCUAGGGAAGCCCCCCACCCCGCCACCCCCCAAGAGUCGGGGCGCUGAGGAGACGACGCCCGAGCUGAGGAGACCCAGCCCGGCCGCUGCCUGUGCAGUCCCUGGCAGCACACGGGCGGAGGCGUGCGGAGCUCUUGGCUUCCGUAGGCCCGCCUCCAAAAAAUCCUCAAUUGCUUGAACUGGCAGCCUUCGCCUGUGUUGGGGCCCAGCUCCGCUUGAAGAUCCUGUUGCAGGCGGCCUGAGGUAAGCCGACUUGGCCAUUUAGAGGUCUCUCUAGUCCCCACGUUGCAGCCACAGGUCAGACAGUGGGGACUGGAGCAGAAGGACGAUGCGUUCUGAAGAAAGGAAUUAAAAUAUGCAACAGGCGGGUCAAGUCAGGAACUACUAGAAGUGUUUGUUUCCUACAGAGGAGGAGACUUGUCUAAGAUCGAAACUUGGUGAGUUUCUUCCAAAUCCAAGAUGGGCAAAGGAUAGGCCUGCUCCUUAAACCUGGGUGUGAACGCCCUCUGGCGGCUCGUGGGGAGGAUGUUGACGACAGCCACAGAGAGGAGUGACACGAAAAUGAACAAAAAACAGACUUCAGUGUUGUGAAAGUGGAAUUUUCUUACCCACUUGGUGGAUGUGGGCAUGAUUGGAAGAAGAGCAUCUAGACAUUGAAGAAAUUACAUUCUUUUACAGGACUUUGAACAUUUGUUCAGAAUAUUUUCCUCCCCAAAAUGGAAGAAAAAACAAUUGAGAAAUCAUUAUGCUUCAGACUCUGAGAAAAAAAUAAUGAAGUCUGCACACUCUGAGAAUGACAGUACUUUAUCAUCUUCUUUUGGGGAACAUACAGAAACAUACCAUUUAUGUGUGGUAAGUUAAUCACUACAGAUGGUUUCUUGUGCUACGUGGUCAAAUGGCUUCAUUUGAAUUUUGGAAUUUUAAAAAAUUUUUUCUUUUUCACAUGUUAAUUAGAUUUACACACAGGGAGUAAAUGUUGGAUUUGUUGUAUUUUCUGACUAGACCACUGUUUUCUGUGCAUUGGAGACAUUGGAGGCAUUAAUAUUCCUUGAAAUUUUAUUUUAUUGGAAGCAAACCUGUGCCAGGGACACAGACAUGCUAUAUAAUUUCCUAACUUUUCUUGCUUUGAAUAAGCUGAAUGUCACCUGGAUUUCACAGCCUAUGAGGUAUAGUCUGUUUUUUGUUUUUGUUUUUUUGCUACAUCUUUAAUAUAUAAUUUACAAUAACCAGAUAGGAAACACUGUGCUUAACACAUAUGCCUAAGGAAAAGAUCUUCCCCAUGGAUCAUGGCGUUUAUGUUUACAGAACAUUUACUAUUUUUAACAUUGAUGAUGUGUAGUUUUUCUACUUGUGAAGAAUCUGUGAGCAAUUAUUCUGAAUGGGCAGUUUUCACAGACGAUAUACAAUGGCUUAAGUCACAGAAAAUACAAGAUUUCAAACUCAACCGAAGACUUCAUCCAAAUUUAUAUUUUGAUGCUGGAGAUAUACAAACAUUGAAACAAAAGUCUCGUACAAGCCAUUUGCAUAUUUUUAGAGCUAUCAAAAGUGCAGUGACAAUUAUGCUGUCCAAUCCAUCAUACUACCUACCUCCACCCAAGCAUGCUGAGUUUGCUGCCAAGUGGAAUGAAAUUUAUGGUAAUAAUCUUCCUCCUUUAGCAUUGUAUUGUUUAUUAUGCCCAGAAGACAAGGUUGCCUUUGAAUUUGUUAUGGAAUACAUGGAUCGGAUGGUUAGCUACAAAGACUGGCUAGUUGAGAAUGCACCAGGGGAUGAGGUUCCAGUUGGCCAUUCUUUAACAGGUUUUGCCACUGCCUUUGACUUUUUAUAUAAUCUAUUAGGUAAUCAGCGUAAACAAAAAUACCUAGAAAAAAUUUGGAUUGUUACUGAGGAAAUGUAUGAAUAUUCCAAGAUUCGAUCAUGGGGCAAACAACUUCUUCAUAACCAUCAAGCUACAAAUAUGAUAGCUUUACUCAUAGGGGCCUUGGUUACUGGAGUAGAUAAAGGAUCUAAAGCAAACAUAUGGAAACAAGUUGUUGUUGAUGUGAUGGAAAAGACUAUGUUUCUCUUGAAGCAUAUUGUAGAUGGCUCAUUGGAUGAAGGUGUGGCCUAUGGAAGCUAUACCUCAAAAUCAGUUACACAGUAUGUUUUUUUGGCACAACGCCAUUUUAACAUCAACAACUUUGAUAAUAACUGGCUAAAAAUGCAUUUUUGGUUUUAUUAUGCUACACUUUUGCCAGGCUAUCAAAGAACUGUAGGCAUAGCAGAUUCCAAUUAUAAUUGGUUUUAUGGUCCAGAGAGCCAGCUAGUUUUCUUGGAUAAGUUCAUUUUACAGAAUGGAGCUGGAAAUUGGUUAGCUCAGCAAAUUAGAAAGCAUCGACCUAAGGAUGGACCAAUGGUUCCUUCCACUGCUCAGCGGUGGAGUACUCUUCAUACUGAAUACAUCUGGUAUGAUCCAACACUCACCCCACAGCCUCCUGUUGAUUUUGGCACUGCAAAAAUGCACACAUUUCCUAACUGGGGUGUCGUGACUUAUGGGGGUGGGCUGCCAAACACCCAGACCAAUACCUUUGUGUCUUUUAAAUCUGGGAAACUGGGAGGACGAGCUGUGUAUGACAUAGUUCACUUUCAGCCAUAUUCCUGGAUUGAUGGAUGGAGAAGCUUUAACCCAGGACAUGAACAUCCAGAUCAAAAUUCAUUUACUUUCGCUCCUAAUGGGCAGGUAUUCGUUUCUGAGGCUCUUUAUGGACCAAAAUUGAGCCACCUUAACAACGUAUUGGUGUUUGCCCCAUCACCAUCAAGUCAAUGUAAUCAGCCCUGGGAAGGUCAACUGGGAGAAUGUGCACAGUGGCUCAAGUGGACUGGGGAAGAGGUUGGUGAUGCAGCUGGGGAAGUUAUUACUGCUGCUCAACAUGGUGAUAGGAUGUUUGUGAGUGGGGAAGCAGUGUCUGCUUAUUCUUCUGCCAUGAGACUGAAAAGUGUCUAUCGUGCUUUACUUCUUUUAAAUUCACAAACUCUGCUUGUUGUCGAUCAUAUUGAAAGGCAAGAAACUUCCCCAAUAAAUUCUGUCAGUGCCUUCUUUCAUAAUUUGGAUAUUGAUUUUAAAUACAUCCCAUACAAGUUUAUGAAUAGAUAUAAUGGUGCCAUGAUGGAUGUGUGGGAUGCACACUAUAAAAUGUUUUGGUUUGAUCACCAUGGCAACAGUCCUGUGGCUAAUAUACAGGAAGCAGAACAGGCUGCUGAAUUUAAGAAACGGUGGACACAGUUUGUUAAUGUUACAUUUCAUAUGGAAUCCACAAUCACAAGAAUUGCUUAUGUAUUUUAUGGGCCAUAUGUCAAUGUUUCCAGCUGCAGAUUUAUUGAUAGUUCCAGUUCUGGACUUCAGAUUUCUUUACAUGUCAACAGUACUGAACAUAGUGUGUCUGUUGUAACUGACUAUCAAAACCUUAAAAGCAGAUUCAGUUACCUGGGAUUUGGUGGUUUUGCCAGUGUGGCUAAUCAAGGACAGAUAACCAGAUUUGGUUUGGGUACUCAAGAAAUAGUAAACCCUGUAAGACAUGAUAAAGUUAAUUUCCCCUUUGGGUUUAAAUUUAAUAUAGCAGUUGGAUUCAUUUUGUGUAUUAGUUUGGUUAUUUUAACUUUUCAAUGGCGGUUUUACCUUUCCUUUAGAAAGCUAAUGCGCUGUGUAUUAAUACUUGUUAUUGCCUUGUGGUUUAUUGAGCUUCUGGAUGUAUGGAGUACAUGCACUCAGCCCAUCUGUGCAAAAUGGACAAGGACUGAAGCUAAGGCAAAUGAGAAGGUCAUGAUUUCUGAAGGGCAUCAUGUGGAUCUUCCUAAUGUUAUUAUUACCUCACUCCCUGGUUCAGGAGCUGAAAUUCUCAAACAGCUUUUUUUCAACAGCAGUGAUUUUCUCUACAUCAGAAUUCCUACAGCCUACAUGGAUAUCCCUGAAACUGAAUUUGAAAUUGACUCAUUUGUAGAUGCUUGUGAGUGGAAAGUAUCAGAUAUCCGCAGUGGGCACUUUCAUCUUCUUCGAGGGUGGCUGCAGUCUUUGGUCCAGGAUACAAAACUUCACUUGCAAAACAUCCAUCUACAUGAAACCAGUAGGAGUAAACUGGCCCAAUAUUUUACAACUAAUAAGGACAAAAAGCGAAAAUUAAAAAGAAGGGAGUCUUUGCAAGAUCAAAGAAGUAGAAUAAAAGGACCAUUUGAUAGAGAUGCUGAAUAUAUUAGGGCUUUAAGAAGACACCUUGUUUAUUACCCAAGUGCACGUCCUGUGCUCAGCUUAAGUAGUGGUAGCUGGACAUUGAAGCUUCAUUUUUUUCAGGAAGUUUUAGGAACUUCAAUGCGGGCAUUGUACAUAGUAAGAGACCCUCGAGCUUGGAUCUAUUCAGUGCUAUAUGGUAGUAAACCAAGUCUUUAUUCUUUGAAGAAUGUACCAGAGCACUUAGCAAAAUUGUUUAAAAUAGAGGAAGGUAAAAGCAAAUGUAAUUCGAAUUCUGGCUAUGCUUUUGAGUAUGAAUCACUGAAGAAAGAAUUAGAAAUAUCCCAAUCAAAUGCUAUCUCCUUAUUAUCUCAUUUGUGGGUAGCAAACACUGCAGCAGCCUUGAGAAUAAAUACAGAUUUGCUGCCUACCAAUUACCAUCUGGUCAAGUUUGAAGAUAUUGUUCAUUUUCCUCAGAAGACUACUGAAAGGAUUUUUGCUUUCCUUGGCAUUCCUUUGUCUCCUGCUAGUUUAAACCAAAUGCUAUUUGCCACUUCCACAAACCUUUUUUAUCUUCCAUAUGAGGGGGAAAUAUCACCAUCUAAUACUAAUAUUUGGAAAACAAACUUGCCUAGAGAUGAAAUUAAACUAAUUGAAAACAUUUGCUGGACACUGAUGGAUCAUCUAGGAUAUCCAAAGUUUAUGGACUAAAUGCUGCAGGUCGGCAAAAUUUGCACUAAUGUGUCCCAACCUACUUUGUGGAUAUGAACUAGAAAACUUUGUUUAUUCUUGUACAUGUAUGUAUGUGUGUAGAGUGAGUGCGUGUGUCCAGUAUGUUAUUUGCACAGAGAUAUUUUCAAAAUAGGCACCAUAUUUGGCCUAGCAGGAUUUAUUUUUAUGUUACCACUUUUCUUGCCUUUGUUUCUGAAUUUUUUUCUGCUAAAAUGUUUCUGCUACAGAGGUAUAUAUUCUGGGGUUCUGAAAUAUGGGGUUUUAAUGGACUUUAACUCAACUUCUUUGGAAACUAUUUAUCUAUCUUAGGACCUCAAACACUACAAACGGCCUUGCAAUUGCUGCUGUAUCUAGUCAUCUCUCGCUCUUAAUAUGGACUACAAAACUUUAUGUUUUGAAAACGUCUAACAUUUACCUUGCACACAAAAACGAGAAAUAAAAAAACAAAAAUUAUUUUA